Molecule: messenger RNA, 480 nt
Organism: Armigeres subalbatus
Lineage: Eukaryota; Metazoa; Arthropoda; Insecta; Diptera; Culicidae
Product: enoyl-CoA delta isomerase 1, mitochondrial-like
Exons: 4
Biological process (GO): fatty acid beta-oxidation
Cellular component (GO): mitochondrion
Source: RefSeq, a predicted model, not a curated record
CAAGGCCUCGUCCGAUGCCCUCGUUUUGACGGAAUUGAUAACAAAACUGGAUAUGCCACAGUCACAAUGAACAGAGCGCCAGUGAACAGUCUGAAUCUGGAGCUCAUGACCCAACUCGUUAAAGCUGUCGACGAUCUGGAGCGGUCAAAUGUGAAAGGAUUGAUUUUGACUUCGUCUUUCAGCAAGGUCUUUAGUGCCGGUUUGGACAUUGCCGAAAUGAUCAACCCCAAUCCGGACCGAUUGAGAGCCGUCUGGGGAAUUCUUCAGGAUUUGUGGCUAGGGAAACUGAAAGUGUGUCUCAAAGGAAGAAUGUUCAGCUCACAGGAAGCAUUGGAGAAAGGAUUGGUGGAUGAGCUAGCUGCGGACAAGGAAAAUGGGAAGAAAAAAGCAUUGGACUACCUAAAUAUUUUUACAAAUACAUCAUCCUAUGCCAGAACGGAACAAAACUGUUGCUCAGGAAUAGAGAUAUUGAAGACAUGA